AAAUUUGAGGUCUGCACUGACGGAUAUUAUUUUGGAGAUGUAGGAAAAGUUUUGUAGUGUUUUCCCAUGGAAUCAUUCACGGAAAAGGAGUUAUUAGCAACAAUAAACGACAUGGGUUAUGAUCUUUCUCCUGAAGAAUUGGUAUUUUUCAAGAAAGAAAUGGAUCAAUUCUUGGAUGAACUAGAAAGGGAAAACGAGCAACAGUUACAGGGUCAAAAUGUGUCGUUCAACUCUUUAAUGAAAAGUGCUACUCAAUUCGCUGGUUGUGACAUACCAUGCAGCUAUGAUAAAGAGGGGUUGUUUUAUGCGGAGCAAUAUCGUCGCUUUCCAUCGUAUGAAAAUCUUGAAUUUCAUAAGAAUCAGGGGAAUGUCGCACGAUCUUCUAUAUCAGUUAGUGGAAAGCGCUGCGAAUUAUUAGAUCAUAAUGAAAUAGUCAACAUUUUGGAUGAUGGUUAUCAUUGCCUUCGACAAAUUACUGAAGAUAACAGUCGCUUGCAAGGCCUAAAUAAUCGUCUCGAGGAAAGUUUAUACCGCAGUCGUGCAAGGUCACUUUCAUCUGAUGAAAAGCAGAACUUUGCUUCUACUCAAACAAUAAAUGAUGCGGAAGAACAUGCCGAUGAGGCGAAAACAGACAGCGCACUGAUUGCUGUGGAUCCUGCUAUACGGCCAGUUCUGCACCCACUUCCUGGUGGAGUGCAGUUUCGACAUGAUCCUGUGAAAAAAUAUGAAUUAUACAAGAAAGGCUGGCUGGAGAAUCCUCCUCCAGGUGAGAAAAAACGAUUAUCAUUGAGGUGGAAAGUGCGAGAGUUCAUGCUGCGGCGUGACGUAUCCGGAGUUAAACCCAUAGAUUUGGCUCGAAGAAGAAUAUCAAAUCCCGAUUGGUGUCCACGUCCCUAUCUCGACUAAACAAUACUUCGUAAUUGCUGUUUACAUUUUCUUUUUUUUUUGUUCUUUACUGUUAAAAGUCAAGCACUGACAUAAUAGUAUCCACAUCGUCAUUUGUCUUAGUUUUCAGAAUACAGUUAAACAUUUAUA
Molecule: messenger RNA, 1035 nt
Organism: Loa loa (African eye worm)
Lineage: Eukaryota; Metazoa; Nematoda; Chromadorea; Rhabditida; Onchocercidae
Exons: 7
Coding region: 67-906 (279 amino acids)
Biological process (GO): cilium assembly
Cellular component (GO): non-motile cilium; centriole
Source: RefSeq, a predicted model, not a curated record